AUGUCCCUUUGUGGUCCAACUACUGCUCUAAACAAACUAAACCAACACUCUCAAGUGGAUAGAUCCCUUCAUCAAGAUGCUCAAAGAUCUUUUACACCUCAAUCUCAAUCUUUUAAAUCAAAUAAUGUGGAAAAUCAUCAAUUAAAUUUAGAAUUUCAAAAUCAACAACAAUUUCAAAAAAGUUUUAAUCCAAUAUUUGCAAAUGCAUUUGGUAAAGCUCCAGUUCAACAACAACACCCAGUUCAACAACAACCAAAAGCAUCAUGGGCUAAUGAUUUCAAUAUGAUGAAUCAUCAACAACAUCAACCACAUCAUCAAUCACAUCAAUAUACAACAAAUCAAGGAUGGAAUACAGAAUUCCAAUCAUUUCAAACACAUCAACAACAAUCAGCUAUUGCUACACCACGUUCAUUUACAAAUUUAACUCAAUUAUCUGGAUUAAAUAUGACUCAAGCUUCUAUUCCAACAACUUAUCAAAGUCAUAGAUUAACUGAACAUCAAGAAUUACAUCAACAAGAUUUAUUAAAUAAAGAAUUGGAAUCUGAAUUUAUGAAAUUAGAACAAGAAUUUCAAAAUGCUUCUAUAAAUGAACAUCAAAUUCCAAAAAAAGUUGAACAACAACAAUCACAAUCUCAACAAGCACCAAUUUUUAAAAGAUCAAAUUCAGAUUUUGCAAAUGCAGCAAUGCAAGUUGUUAAUGCAAUGUCAUCACAAAAAUCUUCAAAAUUUCAAAAUUCAAAAUUUUUAUCAUUAAUGAAUUUAGUAUCAAAAGGUGAAGUUGAAUUAAAUGAUGAUGAAACAAAAUUAAUUGAUCAAGAAGGUAAUGAAAUUAAUGAAAAUGAACAAAACAAACCACAUUUACCUGAUCCUUUAGCAGGUAUUGAAAAUGGGGAAUUACAUACUCCUUUCCAAAGUGCAAAAUUGGCUGGUGAGAAUUUUGGAGAAAAGUAUACAUGGGAUGAUGUUUAUGAUGAUUAUAGAAAUGAUGAUGAUGCAUUCUAA
Messenger RNA from Hansenula ciferrii, 1002 nucleotides. RefSeq lists its product as uncharacterized. The coding region runs from base 1 to 1002 and encodes 333 amino acids. NCBI's taxonomy places the organism in Eukaryota, Fungi, Ascomycota, Saccharomycetes, Phaffomycetales, Wickerhamomycetaceae. The record is from RefSeq and is a predicted model, not a curated record. The transcript has a single exon.